Messenger RNA from Capsicum annuum, 612 nucleotides. Its product is annotated as secreted RxLR effector protein 161-like. The transcript has a single exon. The record is from RefSeq and is a predicted model, not a curated record. Lineage: Eukaryota; Viridiplantae; Streptophyta; Magnoliopsida; Solanales; Solanaceae. Bases 1 to 612 code for a protein of 203 amino acids.
AUGAUAAUAACUGGAGAUAAUGAACUAGAAAUUUCUAAUCUAAGGAAAGACUUGUCUGUUCGUUUUGAGAUGAAAAAUUUGGGGAAAAUUGGAUGUUUUCUUGGUCUGGAAGUGGAAAAAUCAGAUCGAGGCUACUUUGUUUCUCAGAAAGGUUAUGCGGAGAGUCUCUUAGAACGUUUCAUCAUGGGGGAGUCGAAAGAAAAGGCUACUUCAAUGGAGCCAAAUCUCAAGUUGAAAAAGAAUGAAGGCGAGGCUUUGAAGGAUGCGAUAAAGUUCCGACAACUAGUUGGAAGUUUGAUUUAUCUGACUAUCACAAGGCCAGAAAUAUCUGACUCUGUUGGUGUCUUUUCUCAAUUUAUGCAAAAUCCAACAACUUCUCCUUUAAAUGCCGCGAAGAGGAUUUUGCGCUAUGUGAAAUUAUCUCUUAGUCAUGGACUUUGGUACAAGAGGUGUGAUACUUUUUUAUUGAGUGGAUUCAUUGAUGCAAAUUGGGAAGGUGAUACACAUGAUCGUCGCUCGACUUCAGGUUACUGUUUUAGUACCGGGUCAGCAGUGGUGUCUUGGUGUAGCAAGAAGAAAGAUGUUGUUGCUUUGUCUACCACCGAAGCUUAA